Messenger RNA from Myxozyma melibiosi, 639 nucleotides. Its product is annotated as peptidyl-tRNA hydrolase PTH2-domain-containing protein. The coding region runs from base 1 to 639 and encodes 212 amino acids. Gene Ontology annotation, cellular component: mitochondrion; cytosol. Gene Ontology annotation, molecular function: peptidyl-tRNA hydrolase activity. NCBI's taxonomy places the organism in Eukaryota, Fungi, Ascomycota, Lipomycetes, Lipomycetales, Lipomycetaceae. The record is from RefSeq and is a predicted model, not a curated record. The transcript is spliced from 2 exons.
AUGCUGCCACAGCUGUCCUCAGACUCAAUAAAGUACGUCACCGCCGGUCUUGCGGGUUUUGUCCUUGGUGCGGCAAUCUGCUCGAGAACGCUGCUGGCUCCUGCUGCGUCUGCAAAGCAUCGGUCUAAGCGGUCAAAGCGAAAAACUGUCACUGAAUCGGAGAAGGAGGAAGAGGAUGAAGAGGAGGACGACGACGACGACGAAGAGUACACCGAUGACGACUCAGACUAUGACAGCGAAAGUGCCCCCGACAACAUCAAAGACGCUUCUCCUUUCGACAUGUUUGUCGAACACAAAAUGAUCCUCGUCGUCCGAACCGACCUCGGCAUGACCAAAGGAAAAGCUGCCGCGCAAUGCUGCCACGCUGCCCUCGGCUGCUACAAGCGCGCGAGCAUGAGCAUCCCCAACACCGUCCGCAUAUGGGAACGCAGCGGGCAACCUAAAAUUACCGUCCAGACCAAGGGCGAGGACUCGUUGCUGCUUCUCCAGGCUCUGGCCGAGUCCGUCGGUAUUACGCACUGUCUCAUCCACGACGCGGGAAGGACGCAGAUCGCGGCUGGGUCGGCUACUGUUCUUGGACUCGGCCCGGCACCGAAGAAUAAGCUCGAUCAGAUCACUGGUGAUCUCAAGCUCUACUAG